Messenger RNA from Plasmodium vinckei vinckei, 1239 nucleotides. Its product is annotated as enoyl-CoA hydratase, putative. Gene Ontology annotation, molecular function: enoyl-CoA hydratase activity. The record is from RefSeq and is a predicted model, not a curated record. Gene Ontology annotation, cellular component: mitochondrion. The transcript has a single exon. NCBI's taxonomy places the organism in Eukaryota, Apicomplexa, Aconoidasida, Haemosporida, Plasmodiidae. Bases 1 to 1239 code for a protein of 412 amino acids. Gene Ontology annotation, biological process: fatty acid beta-oxidation.
AUGGGAAUACAAAAAAUGUUUUUUUUGACACGAUGCGGAAAACAAGUUUAUUCAGAUAUAAACAUAAGAAGGACCAUAAAAAUACUCACCCCAUUUAAACAGUAUACAACUUAUUUGAAUAAAGAAGAUAACAUAAAUAAUAAUUCUCAAUUAAUUAAUGAAAAAAAUAAAAAUGAUAAUAUAAAUUUGUGUAAUAAAUAUGUUGACUUUUUUAGAGAUGAAAGUAGAAAUAUUGGAAUAGUUACUUUUAAAAAUAUAUGUGAUAAAAAAAAUAUUUUUCCAGAUUUUUUAGAAGAAUUAAAAAAUGUCAUAGAUCAUAUAAAUAAUAUCAUAUCUAAUGAGGAAAAUAAUAAAUUCUAUAUCAACGAAUUUAAAAAUAAAGAUAAUUAUUUAGUUAAAAAUUUGAAAAAAGCAAUACCAUAUUAUGACAAUAAAUUAAAAGUAUUAAUCAUUAAUGGGACAGACACUAACUUUAAGCAAAAUAAUAAUACAUUCUUAAAUUCAGUUGAUUAUAAUUCUUAUUUAAAAUGUGAUGAAGGAACUAAUGUUGAUAUAUCAAGUAUGUUUAGAAUAAUCUGCAAUAAUAUUCAACAACUACCUUUAAUAACAGUUAGUAACAUUAAUGGGAUUUGUUACAACAGUGGUAUGGAUAUAAUUUUAUCAACUGAUUUUAGAAUUUCAAAUGAAAAUAGUAAAUAUGGAUAUGAUAAAACUUAUAUUGGUUUAUAUCCAUAUGGUGGUAGUAUACAAAAACUAUUUAGACAUAUUCCUAUGAAUUAUUCAAAAUAUUUAUUAUUAACAAGUCAGACAAUUAAUGCAUUUGAUGCAUUAAAAUUUAAUCUAAUAGAUAUAUGUAUAAAUAAAAAUGAUGAAUUUUAUAUAAAUAAUUCUAAUGUUCAUUUUGAUCAUAAUUUAACUAACAAAAAUAAAACCAAUAUUAUAAAAGAAAAUAUUAUUAAAUAUUUCAAUGAUAUUUUCAUAAAUGAUCAUUUUAAAUUAAAAGCAAAUGAUGAUAGCUUUAUUUUUACACUUUUUUUUGCUUUUCAAUUUUUAUUUACCCCUACUUAUAUUCUACAAAAUAUCAAACUCUCUAUUAAUGAAGGAAUGCUACUAAACGAUACAAAUGCAUAUUUAGAUUGCGAUCGAGUGGUAUUCGAAAAAUCUAUAAAUACACCUGAACGAUUAGAGAUCCUAAAUUAUUUAAAAACAAAAAAGGUUAGAGAAUCCAAACCAAACUAA